Molecule: messenger RNA, 2366 nt
Organism: Helobdella robusta
Lineage: Eukaryota; Metazoa; Annelida; Clitellata; Rhynchobdellida; Glossiphoniidae
Exons: 4
Coding region: 325-1446 (373 amino acids)
Source: RefSeq, a predicted model, not a curated record
AAGUUCUCUGCAUUUGCGUAACAUAAAUAACCCUAACGACAAAAUCUCUAUUUUAUUUUAUUUAAAUUUAAGUUUUUGUCGUUGAAAUUCAUGUUAUUAUUUUCAAAUAAUAAUAAACAUUUUUCUAAUUCAUUAUUUAUUUAAAAUUUAUUGCCAUCCAUUAAAAUUAAAAAGAAGCUUUGCUGUCAAACAAACAAAGCAAAACUUUGAAACAGCUGAUAGUUGAAGUUGAUAUUAGGAUUUUUACUAGUCGAUUAGUAAAUUAGUUGAAUAAUAUUUAUAAGUUAAUUAGCUAUUUUGGUUAGUUGCCAUUGCUGAAGCAAAAUGGCCUUGUCAUCGGCCAGUAAUUCUUCAUCGAAACAGCAGUUCAGUGACGAUGAUUUUGUGGCCAUUGAUGAGGAGGAAGAUGACGAAGAUGAGAACAUGGUUGUCUUCAAGAGGUCCACCAUGCUUGCUGCUUCAAGUUCUGACAACACUUCAGCAGCUGCUACUGCUACUGAUCCUUCACUUCUUAGCCUAAAAAAUGCAGAAAUAUCCCUGCUUAAUUUUGAGAAGUACCAGCUGUUGGCCAAGAUAUCCUUUCUAGAAGAGGAGUUGACUAAUUUGAAGAACUUGAGCCAGAGGUGCAGUGCAUGUAGUAAAGAUUUGCGUGAGGUCAGGAAGGAAGAUGUUCCAAUGAGUGCGAGCGAUCCAACCGACAAUUCUGUCAAUGUAGUUAACAUCAAUGCUUCUGCUUCCACAAACAUCAAUAAUAACAACAACAACAUAUCUGAUAACAAUAACAUGGAUGACAAUAAUGAUAUCACCAUCUAUAAUGAUUACAUUAACAUCAACAGCAACAACGAUGAGGACAUGAAAGCUGAGGUGUCAGUAAAAUCACAAACCGUAUCGAGGAGUGCCAGUCAGAGUUUCAUCAUACUUUCAGACUCCAGCAAAGAAACUGAUUUCUGCAGCAUCGACGUCGACUUUGAUAAAAAAUUUGACAAAAUCACCCAAACGGAUGAUAAAUUGCCUGUCAAAAUUUCGAAAAACAAAGCUACUCAAACUCGAUUCGAGAAGCACGCAAAGUCACUUUCAAAGAUGAGAACAGACGCACAUGGUAACCAAGAAAAUGCUGGAAACAUUCCAGUCGAUGGAAAGAAACUUCCUUACAAAACCAGAUUCAAUCUUUCAAAUGCUAUUGGCUGGCCUAAUGCCUUUAGGGAGGUGGGGCUGAACAUGAUAUGCCACCUGAAGCAAACGAUGGACCCAUUCAACAUUGGUAUGUCUAUAGAUAAUGACAACAACCAUCUGCCGUACAAAGAUUAUGACAUCAAUAGCAACGCGACGACGUCUAGCGCCACGCCAGCCGCGACGAUGACCGCGUGCCCUUACUGCCGGGAGAGGCUGGACAACGCUUCCAUGCAACGACACAUACAGUCCAUGUGUGGAGUUCUCGAAAUUUGAACUUUGAACUUGCGAACCGUGUACUUUGUGUGUAGUAUGAUCUGUGCGAAUUAACUAUGUCGUUCUUUUUAAAGGAUUAGAUGAUUAAAUGAUUAUAAAUAAUGAUAGAGAGGAGUUAUAUCACGUAAAUAAAGUGACACAUAUAAGAUAUAUUUGAUACAUAUAUGAUACAUGUAUCAUGAAUCAUACAUUGUACAUAUGCAUAUAUACAGUUGUUCAUUGAUUGCAUGCCAAGAAGACAUUGAUAUCAUUGGCAGGACAUAUUUAUUUUAUUUCCAUAUAUAUUUUUCAUACAUUGUUUGGGAAUUGAACUAUAGUAAUCUUCCAUUAUUAUGUAGAUAAUCGUGACGCACACACACAGGUACUCACACACUCACUCUCACACACACAUGCACACAUACAUGCACACGUACAUAACUGCAUAUUUUUAAGUAUUUACGACACGAAUUACUUCAUUUUUAUUAUAUCAGUUCAUUGUUCAUUUCAGAUCAUUUCAAAAACUUUUUAUUUUCUGCUUGUCUUAUGAUUAAUAAUAUGAUUAAUUUGCUUAUUGUUUGUUAUCACACACUUACACACACACACACACACACACACAACACGCACUUAAAAAUGUAUAAACUUAUUUACAUAUUAUUGUAUAAACAGAUACAUAUGCGUGUAUGUAUGUUUAAAUAUACGUGUGUGCCAAUGUAUGUAUGUAUGUAUGCGUGUUUGUUUGUGUGUGUGUGUGGGUGUGUGUGUAUGUGUAUGAUGACGCAACGACACUAUUUAAUCGGUGAACUCAGUACUAGAAAAUUUUUUGAUCUAAAUUUUAUUUUCAACUAUGCUCUAUAGCUCAAUGGCACUUGUCUGAACACUGUUGUUAUUGUUCUAGUUUGAAGUUCUUUUUUUAUUUUUGCAAUAAUAAUUAUAUUUAUUAU